CAAGUGGGCAGCUCAGCCGCUGUGUCAUCCAUGUCAACCAUGAACCAGCUCGUGCUUCCCCAUAUAUACGUCAUGCGCAAAACUCUUCCACACCUCACCUCACCAGCAUUAUACACACACCACAUGCACGCGGUUCUUCGAGCGCAUAUGCAUUCUUGUUGUUGGCUGCACACCUCAGCCUCUCCUCAGCUCCGGCAGCUCCGGUCGGUCCGAGUGGCGGCGCAAGCAGUGGCUAUAGCUAGGCAGCUAGCUGCUACCUGCCUCGUCCGCGCGCGGAUCAAUUGGUGGCAUGGCGGUUGGCCUGCCCCCGGGGUACCGCUUCUACCCGACGGAAGAGGAGCUGAUAUGCUUCUACCUCCGCAACAAGCUGGACAACCUCCGCGACGACAUCGAACGCGUUAUCCCCGUCGUGGACGUCUACUCCGUCGACCCCUGCCAGCUCCCAGGGAUUCACGAGCUGCUGUGCGACGGCGGCGCCGGCGCCGGUGAGGGGGAGCCGUGGUUCUACUUCUGCCCGCGGCAGGAGCGGGAGGCGCGGGGCGGGCGGCCCAGCCGGACGACGCCGUCGGGGUACUGGAAGGCCGCGGGCACGCCCGGGGCCGUCUACUCCGCCGACCGCCGCGCCAUCGGGGUGAAGAAGACCAUGGUGUUCUAUUACGGCCGCGCGCCGUCGGGGACCAAGACCAAGUGGAAGAUGAACGAGUACAGGGCGUUCCAGUUCGAAACCCCCGGCCCUGGCCUCGGCCUCGCCGCCGCUGGAGUCGCAGCUGACGGGUCGUCGUCUUCGAGCGCCCACCACGCCGCCGAUGGACCCGCACCACCACCAAACGUUGGCCCGCAGCUGAGGGGCGAGUUUAGCCUGUGUCGACUCUACACCAAAUCUGGGAGCCUGAGACAGUUUGACCGGCGGCCGCUCGCAGCUACGGGAGGUGUCGUCGUCCCUGGCGAGGACCCGGCGGGUCCAUUCACGGCAGUGGCCGCGUCGCCGCCGGACGAUGAUGAUGGCUCCGGCAGCUCCAUGCAACAGCAGCAGCAGCAGCUGACGGGGGGAGGUGCCAACAACGAUCCAUACGGUGACGGCGUGGUGACGGAGAGGGAAGACGCCCACGAUCCUUUCGGUGACGACGUGGCCAUGUUGGAUGCCCUUUUAUACUGGCCUGGAGACUAGAAGUCGUGCACUUGCAAGACUACUCAUUUCCUCAACUCAAAACGUGCUCCAAAUUUGGAGAGGCGGUAGACGAUAUGUAUCAAGUAGUAGCUGAUGGUUUCAAUUUACCACUUACCAUUUUAUUUAAUUUGGUGCAGGAACAAGCUAGGCUAAUUCAGGCCGCCUGACCGUUUGGACAUGUAAUCGUUCGUUGCAUUAUUAACAGUUUACAGUUUUGCGAUGUU
Molecule: messenger RNA, 1392 nt
Organism: Zea mays
Lineage: Eukaryota; Viridiplantae; Streptophyta; Magnoliopsida; Poales; Poaceae
Product: NAC domain-containing protein 90
Exons: 3
Coding region: 290-1168 (292 amino acids)
Biological process (GO): regulation of DNA-templated transcription
Molecular function (GO): DNA binding
Source: RefSeq, a predicted model, not a curated record